Fonsecaea nubica is the source of this 3885-nucleotide messenger RNA. RefSeq lists its product as hypothetical. Gene Ontology annotation, molecular function: mRNA binding; protein binding. The record is from RefSeq and is a predicted model, not a curated record. NCBI's taxonomy places the organism in Eukaryota, Fungi, Ascomycota, Eurotiomycetes, Chaetothyriales, Herpotrichiellaceae. The transcript has a single exon. Gene Ontology annotation, cellular component: cytosol. Gene Ontology annotation, biological process: RNA processing. The coding region runs from base 1 to 3885 and encodes 1294 amino acids.
AUGGAUAUCAAUUCUCUUCUUUCUCCCUCAGACAAUGGUCGCGCCAGUUCACUCACUCCGUCAACUGGCACUCCGAGUCUGAGUCUGAGCCUGAGCCAUUCGAAUUCGACCUCGAAUUCGCAUUCACAACCACAAUCACAAUCGCAGUCGCCAUUCAGGCAUGUUCAAAGAGCGCAGUCAGGGACUACAGGCCUGGUGAAUUCACCUUUAGGUCGCUCUGUUCAAACACCAUCGAGCAUUCCUGCCCAUGUCAGAAGUCCUGCUCAGCAGAUUCCGCAUUCAUCGCCGCUUAUCAGCCCCGUGCCUGCUGGUACCGCGUCUGCUCAUUUGCCUAGAUCAAAUUCCACGCCGACUAUGGAGUCAUUGGCAGACUUUAAUUCCUCAAAGCCCACUCUACCCAGCCGUGACUCAACCGAUAGCCAAAUCUCAUCAUCGGGUCUCUUCCCCCACCUCACAUCAGCUGGGGCGACUUCAAACCCUCGCGCAUCCAUAGACAUCAACAUGGUUGAGACGCCGCAGACUGUUAUACGAGCGGACUACACCGACACUUCUCUCCCCACCGAGGCCCAACAAAGACUGGCUGUCCUGGCUGCGCACGUUCAAGAGACGCCCUCCUCGUAUGAAACCCACAAGGAGAUCAUCAAAAUCUUGCACCAAGGCUUUGUCGACCACAUAUAUCCCUCGUCCAGCCCAAAUGCUCACGGAGAUCCUCGACAAUACGACCUCCUCGCCGACCUUCGGCGUGCUCGUGAGAACUUGGACAAGCUCUUUGCAGUUGGUGAGGACCAGUGGCUGGAUUGGCUUCAGGAUGAGAGCAUUCUUGCUCACACGACGGACGAGCGAAGGGCUGUUGUGGAAAAAUGUCGGCGGGCGGUGACGGAGGAAUACGGCAGCACACGACUGUGGUUAACUUACGGUGACUGGGUCUUGUACUGUCACAAAUGGGCUCUCGACUCUUCUGGAGACACGCAGGGCGACGUUGAUUCGGAACGCUUGAAUGGUCGCGAAGUCUUCAACAUGAGUAUCGUCGUGGACACAUGGACUGAAGCCGUGCAACGAACAAAGCAUGACAUGACCCGCAGUCAUGAAGUCUGGAACAAGUACAUGGCCGUUCGGUUUGGCGAUGUCACCCAAAAAUUGUCUUCAGCCGAUGCCGCCUCCGUUCUCGAACUGUUCGAAACCCGUUUGCGCAUACCACAUGCCGAAUGGCAGCAGACGUUCCAGGCGUUCUCGAGCUUUGUCUCCGCCAACAUACCGGCAGAUCAGUACGAGGAAAUCAUGGCGUCAAAUCUCAGGGACUCUGCGAAUGCAAAGAAGAUUUGGAGUGACAGAGAUGCGUUAGAGACAACUCUGCUGGACACUCAAAACGCUGCUGAUGCUGCUCUCGAGUACCAAGCAUUCUCAAAAUACAUCGAGUGGGAGCGUGCAGAGGAAAACAGGCCACAGACACAGCGGAAAGGUAGGGGCAAAAAGACGCAGGAGGUUCGAAACCCAUACUUCGACAUGGUCGACGCUCUUUAUCAACGUGCGGAACUUCGCUUCCCUUCGGUGCCUGCGAUAUGGGAAGAGCAUGUCGAUUAUUUGAUCGAGAAGUCAAAGCCGACGUCGGAUUUGCUAGGCGUCUUGUCUCGAGCCACAAAACACUGCCCGUGGUCAGGGUCGCUGUGGAAACAGUACAUGUUGUCCUCCGAACUCGCAGAACAGCCGUUCCAUGAAACCGAGGACAUCAAGCACAGAGCCACCAGGACUGGGCUUCUGGACGCCGCAGGCAUCGAGGAGGCUCUGGUCGUUCAUGAUGCGUGGUGUGGUUAUCUGUUGCGGCGGACCAAACGUCCCGAUGCUGUUGAAGAAGACGCUGAUGUCGCGGAAAUGGGAAUCCGGUCGUCUAUCGAGGCAGUCCACAGUCUUGCUUCGAAGUUGGGUAUCGGAAGCGCAUUUGACCCGUCCUUCCGCCUCCAGCGAAAAUAUGUCGAAUAUCUCAAGUCCCAGCGCCGGCUCGACAAUGCAGGUGCACAAUUCAACGAUGCGGUGGCAGACUACGGGAAAUAUUACAAGUUCUGGCUACGUUAUUACGAGUUCGAAAUGCAGAAAUCCAUGCAUAUCGCCUUGCUCCAACGACCAGGGCCCGACCAGUUAGAUUCUCUUUCUUCUGCCCCAUUUGCUGUGGGGGUCUUGAAACAGGGACUCCUUCAUCCCGGCUUAGACUAUCCAGAACCACUCAUGGAAGCGCUAUUGAAUCAUUGUGAGGACUAUGAAGAUGCUGACGAACUGCAAAACGCCAUAAGCUUGGUACGGAAAGUCCAGAAAGAACUCACCGCAAGGCGACAACAAGAAGCCCUUCAUGCAGCAGAGGUCGCAGCCCAAACAGAACAAGCCGAACAAGAAGUGGCCAGUCGGACAGAGGAAGUCGCCAAUGGUCUUCACAUUGGGAAACGCAAGCGAGACGAAGAGUCGGAGGACGAAGAGGGAAAGAAAAGACGACGAAACGAAGAGGCCGUAGAGCCAUCGAUUGAACCCGAUGUGCCCUCCAUUGAAGAGCCGAAACGCGAUCGUGAACACGCUAGCGUGCUGGUGCAAAAUAUCCCAACCAACGUCUCCGAGACAAAAAUUCGGCAGUAUUUCAGCAGUUGCGGUAUUGUCAAGCAGGUCAAGAUUUUACAAGACGAAGAAAACAGUGUCAUUGUGGAGUUUGACGAUGCCGACGCGGCUUCUUUCGCUCUGUCCCGAGAUGGACGCGAGUUUGAAGGUGCUGAGCUCUCUGUCAUUCUCAACACUGGAUCCACGCUCUUUGUCACCAAUUACCCUGCUGCCGCUGAUGAAUUAUAUGUUCGCAAUCUGUUCCGUCCGUACGGGGAGAUUGUUAACGUUCGCUUUCCUUCUCUCCAACGUAACAAGAAACGCCGAUUCUGCUAUGUCGAGUUCAAGCGGCCUUCAGAAGCGCAGGCUGCGACCGAGCUUGACAACAAAGACAUUGAUGGGUUGAAAUUAGUAGCCAAAAUAUCCAACCCAGCGAUACGACACUCAAGACAAGAGCGGAACAGUGAUGGCAGGACGAUCUUCGUGGGUCAGCUACAAUUCAAGGCCACUGCCGAAGAUAUUGAAAAGGUCUUUUCCAAGUAUGGAUCCAUCGAGCAUCUCCGACUUCCCAAGGAUCAGAAAAUUGCCACUCGGAACCGAGGUAUUGCUUUUCUGACGUACUCCAGUUCGGAGGAGGCGCAGGCUGCUCUGGCCAUGCAUGGCGAGGAGUUUCAGGGCAGGAAACUUACUGUCAAUAUGGCUUCCGAACGUGACGGCCGAUCUGGUAAAAGCGUGAACGGGAGGUCGAAAUCUCCCUCGCUGCACCCGGACGCAGCUUCUGAUACUUCCAGUGUGCCGAAGACCGUGGACCAGAACGCCAUCGAGGAACGACGGGAGCGGACUGUUGUCAUUUGCGACGUGCCUGACAUUGUGAAUGAGAGUCGCAUCAAGGCUGUGGCGGAAAAGAUUGGUCCCGUGCGCAAGGUGAUCCUGAAGACCAACCAUCAGGGCGCGUUGAUUGAAUUUCAGAAUAUCCCGGAUGCUGGCCGAGCCAUGAUAGAGCUCGACAACCUGGAAAUCCAUCCUGGUCGCCACAUCCGAGUCACUACGGAAAAGGACAUGUUGCAGCAGAGUCGGGAGCACAAGACAGAUCAAUUUGCUCGACGCCCCGCUCCAGCUCCUGUCACCUCUGCCGGUGGUCCAAUUAGACGUCCGGCGCAGCCAGGGGUUCGAAAGAAGGGACAUCUAGGUCAACGAUCGAGUAUAUUACAUGCGGCACAUGAAAAGGACAGCACGAUUACAGACGGAGAGAAAGGAAGUGGAAAGAAGACGAAUGAUGACUUCCGAAAUAUGAUCAACCAGAGUUGA